Dicrocoelium dendriticum is the source of this 447-nucleotide messenger RNA. NCBI's taxonomy places the organism in Eukaryota, Metazoa, Platyhelminthes, Trematoda, Plagiorchiida, Dicrocoeliidae. The record is from the annotation of a GenBank genome assembly.
AUGGAAUCUGUAGACCAUAAGGUAGAGUCUAUGCUUAGUGUUGUAUCUCUCUCAGUUCCACCUUUUUGGGACAUGGAUCCUGUUUUGUGGUUCGCUCUUCUUGAGGCCGAGUUUUAUAACCACAGAAUCACUUCCGACUACGCGAAGUAUUGCAAGCUCCUGUCCUAUCUCCCCAAGGAGAUAUCAAUGCAGGUUCGUGACGUCAUCAUUUCUCAGACCGAAAACCGCUAUGAGGCUCUCAAGGAGGCCACGAUUAAGCGUGUUAUGCCCUCUGAGAAAGUUCGCCUGCAGCAGCUUUUCAGGGAUCUGCAGCUGGGCGACAAACUGCCCUCAACCCUGCUACGAGAGAUGCAGCAACUCCUUGGUUCUUCAACCAUGGAUGAGACUUUACUUCGUGAACUAUGGCUACAACGGCUACCGGAAAACACACAAGCGAUUCUCGCUACA